Molecule: messenger RNA, 1679 nt
Organism: Loa loa (African eye worm)
Lineage: Eukaryota; Metazoa; Nematoda; Chromadorea; Rhabditida; Onchocercidae
Product: PDE1B protein
Exons: 13
Coding region: 1-1545 (514 amino acids)
Biological process (GO): signal transduction
Molecular function (GO): 3',5'-cyclic-AMP phosphodiesterase activity
Source: RefSeq, a predicted model, not a curated record
AUGCUUGGCAAUUCCUAUGGAUCCCAUAAUCUCACAAUACGAAAGCACGCAUGCAGGCUGCGAUAUAUAUUGCAUCAGCUUAAUAGCGGUCAACUUUCAAUGGAUAAUCUCAAGAAGAAUCUCGAAUAUAUGACUUUGCUUUUGGAAACUGAGUAUAUGGAUGAAACGAGACGCAUCUGUGAUGAAGAGAAUGAUUUGGCCGAUGUUAAACCGGAAGUAGUUUCCGAUGAAGUGCGUAAAUGGCUUGCGGCAACAUUUACAAAGCAGUCGGUGGAUUUAAAACGUGAAAAACCGAAACUUAAAUCGGUAGCUAAUGCCAUACUUACAGGAAUUUUUUUUGAUAAGAUGUUCCGGAAGUCGCAGGUACUUCUCGUUUCAUUACCACCAGAUAUUGUUGCGUUGAUGAAGAAUCUGAAUAGCUGGUCAUUUGAUUGCUUCCGAUUGAAUGAAGUAUCAGAAGGACAUGCGCUGAAAUAUGUUGGCCUAGAACUUUUCAGCCGGUAUCGUUUCCUUGACCGCUAUAAGAUCCCCGUGCAAACACUCGAGAAUUACAUUGCGGCCUUGGAAGUAGGAUACAGUAAACACAACAACCCGUACCAUAACAUCAUCCACGCUGCUGAUGUGACCGCCUCUUCACAUUUCAUGUUGUCACAGACUGGCUUUGCUACAAGCUUGUCAGAUCUAGACACGUUAGCAGUUAUAUUUGGUGCCAUGAUACAUGAUUAUCAGCAUACGGGCCACACAAACAACUUCCACAUCCAGGCCGGAUCGCAUUACGCAUUGCUAUAUAAUGAUCGAAAUGUUCUGGAAAAUCAUCAUAUCAGUGCAUCCUUUCGUUUGCUGAAAGAAGACGACAAAAAUAUCAUGAAAAGGUUAACCAGAGAAGAAUUCAGAGAACUGCGCAAUUUGUUGAUUGAAAUCGUACUCGCAACAGAUAUGUCAAGUCAUUUCGCACAAAUUAAAACCAUGAAAGCAAUGUUAUCAUCGCCUGAGGGUAUUGAUAAAACUAAAGCUAUUUGCCUCAUUGUGCAUGCUUGUGAUAUAUCACAUGCCUCGAAACCGUGGGAAUUGCAUUCCCGAUGGACUGAAGGCGUUCUUGAGGAAUUUUUUCGCCAGGGUGAUCUUGAAGCCAGCAUGGGUCUGCCGUAUUCGCCUCUUUGUGACAGAAAUACUGUGCAUGUUGCUGAUUCACAAAUCGGAUUUAUUGAUUUUAUUGUUGAACCGACAAUGAUCAUUUGUGGGGAGAUGUUGACGAGAAUAAUUGAACCACUGGUACCGUUACGGUCAUCAAAUACUUUUCUGCUGUCCGAGAAUUCUGAUUCAUUAUUACCAAGUGUCGAUAUUACCCAGGAAUCAGAAACGGGAAAUACAAGCUAUAAUGAAAGGAAUAGUUCAUUUCGUUUCUUACCGUUAAAUCAAGCGGGAAAGUUGGAAAUACCAACACCAUGGAUGGAAUUCAUGCAGGAGAACAAAGAUCGAUGGAAAAAACGGGCUGCCAAAGAAGAAGAUGAAAGGAAGAAAAGCCAAGCAAUCGCUGCCAAAUGAUGGAAUCCUCGAAGGAAGUCACAAAAUUGACAUUUGCAUUUUGAUUUCAACAUUUCAAAUGUCAUUUUAGGGAAGCAUUGAAUGGUUUGCAAAAGUGUGUCAUCUUGGCGGUGCUACUUUGAAUUUUCCAAUGA